Molecule: messenger RNA, 5120 nt
Organism: Dunckerocampus dactyliophorus (ringed pipefish)
Lineage: Eukaryota; Metazoa; Chordata; Actinopteri; Syngnathiformes; Syngnathidae
Gene: espn
Product: espin
Exons: 15
Coding region: 361-3123 (920 amino acids)
Biological process (GO): actin filament bundle assembly
Cellular component (GO): cytoplasm
Molecular function (GO): actin filament binding
Source: RefSeq, a predicted model, not a curated record
CUGAGUCCCAUGUCGCCAUCUGCCAGAGAAGGAACAAUACUCUCUGAAGCACAAGAUACGACGUAGUUAUUGGAAAACAAACUGGCUGAAGGAAUACAUUACUCUAAAAUAGUGAGUGGGCUGCAGGGCGCAACAGGUGUCCUUCUUCCAUCCUGCAGAAAGUUGGGCGGAAAGGACGCGGGUUAGUUUAUCAUUGAAAUGACUUGCUGUUGUGCAUCAUGGCUCCAGAGAGAAAUUUAGUCCUAAAUGUAAUGAACUGUGCUCUCCAAAUGCUGAGUGGAUCUUCACGGUGAACGCUCGGAUUUAAGUGCACCGGAGGUGGGAAAGGGGGGCGGUGUGGUCGUCCAGCCAGUAGCAGUCAUGGUGGUCGAAGGAGAGCGGACGUUGCUGGCUGCAAGGCAGGGGGACCUGCAAACUCUCAAAGUGCAAUUAGCUGCAAAGGUGCUAACCAGAGACGUGAAGGAUGCGCUAGGGGCCUCUCCGGCCCACCACGCUGCCCGGGCGGGCAAACUGGCUUGUCUGCGGUUCCUUGUGGAGGAGGCCGGGCUGCCGGGUCACUGUCUGGCCAACAAUGGGGCAAGUCCGGCACACGACGCAGCAGCCACUGGCAACCUGGCAUGCUUACAGUGGCUGCUGACCCAGGGUGGAUGUCGGCCAGAGGAUAAGGACAGUUCUGGCGCCACUGUUCUCCAUCUUGCCUCGCGCUUCAGUCAUCACGAGAUCACCGACUGGCUGCUCAAGAGUGGCGAGACGGAUCCUGGGGCUCCUACCGACACAGGUGCCCGACCUGUUCACUACGCCGCUGCCAAGGGAGACUUGUCCUCGCUCCGACUGUUACUGGGGCACAGCCCAAAUUUUGUCAACUCCCAAACUAAGAAUGGUGCCACACCGCUCUACCUGGCUUGUCAGGAGGGCCAUUUGGAGGUCAUCCAGUACCUGGUCAAAGACUGUGGAGCUGAUCCACUCAUAAGGGCCAAUGAUGGGAUGACACCCCUGCAUGCUGCUUCCCAAAUGGGCCACAACACUGUCAUUGUCUGGCUGAUGAGUUUCACAGAGAUCAGCCUGAUGGACAAGGACAGCGACGGGGCCACAGCCAUGCACUUUGCUGCCAGUCGCGGUCAUGCAAAGGUACUCAGCUGGUUGCUGCUGCACGGGGGUGAGAUAGUCACGGACAACUGGGGCGGGUCCCCUCUUCAUGACGCUGCAGAGAACGGUGAACUGGAGUGCUGUCAGAUUCUGGUGGUCAAUGGGGUGGAUCUGGGCAUCAGGGACCAGGAUGGUUUCACAGGGGCUGACCUGGCUGAAUACAACGGGCACUUCCAAUGUGCCAAGUAUUUGCGCACUGUCGAGAACAUGAGUGUGGAGCAUCGUGUUUUGUCUCGGGACCCCUCACUAGACCUUGAGUACAAGCAACCAGAGAACAAGCAGCCAGAUUCUGGGCUCUCGUCCCCAAACACCACCAUGCCCCCCGCCAGCCAAGUGGCUCACUUUGACAUUAGCUCCCCAUCCAGCUCCUUGUCCAACUACGACUCAGCCAACUCCAGCCAGUCUAGCACUGGGGAGAAGAGGAGCAGCUUAACAUUGUCCCGAGGCCCACAGCUGAACACAGUGGCACACACAGGUUCAUCAGAGACAACCAUUUCUGAUAUGCAGACAUACAUGGACAUGCUAAACCCAGACAUAGACUCUGACAGGCCCAAGAAAGGUCACUCAGAUUCUGCUUCGACACCACCGCCGCCACCCACAUAUCCACCUCCACCUCCACCACAUUCUCCCCCGCUCCCUCCUCCACCCCCGGGCUACCCCGCACCAAAGCCCCCGCAGGAGCCGUCGUCGGCUGAGUUUUUGAAGGUGAAAAGCAACCUGCGUCACGUGGAGGGCAACAGCAAAAAGAAAGAGCAGCUUACGGUGGGUGAAAACCACGACAAAUUGCGACGGGUGGACUCAAACAGAAAGUCGAGGAGCUUCAGUAAGCAGCCGAGUACUGGGGACUACUACAAGACCCUCGGGAGUGACACGGCCGAGCUGCGUGGGAGUAAAGUCAUGGCACCUAAGGAGGAGGGAUCCGUGCUACUGGAGGAGCCUGCCGACGGCACCAACACCACACCUGAAAAUGGUACCACAGAGGAAACGGUCCUGGUACCCCCUCCACCACCUCCACUGCCACCAUCACCUCUCCCAAGCAACCCAACGCCAACGCCGCCUCCACCUCCUCCGUUGCCGCCAGACACACAGACAAACCAGAAUGACUUGGCGAACAACAAAAAGCGCCGCGCAUCUUCCUCAUCAGGAAGUGGGGAUGUCUCUCUGCCCUCGCAGGCAGAGAGCGGUGCACUAAGGCAGAUGAAGAGUACAAAAUCUUUCAACAUGAUGUCCCCCACUGGUGACAAUUCAGAGCUGCUGGCAGAGAUCAAAGCGGGAAAGAGCCUCAAGCCCACACCUCACAGCAAAGGCUAUACCACUGUCUUUUCCAACAGUGGCCCAACAGGCAACAAUGGAAACAUUAUAUCCCCACCAGAGACACGUGCUUGUAGCCCGCCACCCAAGACGUCAUCUCCUCCUGCGUCCAAUGCAUCGGUCAUCUCGCCACCCACAACACCAAGUCCUGUCCCUAGUCCACCUGGUUCUGGAACAUCGAGGACCUUGUCAGCCUCGGCUAGUUUUGAGCAACUUCCCUUAAAUUCAGUAAUCAAUGGAAGCUGUGUUGCGGCCACAACAGGAGAACAAACAGGGCGAAAGUCAAGCCUCGCAGAUGUUGAGGCCCUGGUGCCCACUCAUGAUGAGCAAGGAAAAGCUAUUCCUGAAUGGAAGAGGCAGGUGAUGGUACGAAAGCUUCAAGUCAAGAUGCAAGAGGAAGAACAGCACAAACGCAAGGCUGAUGAAGAGGCAGCACGUCUGGCAUCGAUGCCCGCCUGGAGGAGAGACAUGAUGAAAAAGAAAAUGGAUGAAGAGAGAUGUGACAGGGAAGAAAAGAGAAAAGCGGAGGAGAAGGCCAAACAGGCCAAAGAGAUGGAGAAGAAGACAGAGCAGGAGCGACUAAGGACCCUGGGUUACGAUGAGACCAAGCUGGCCCCCUGGCAGCGGCAGAUCAUCCUGAAGAAAGGAGACAUAGCCAAACAGUGACCUGGCCUUCCAUAUUCAUCCUCCUCUGCUGCAGCCCAUUACAACAUCCUCCAAUAACUGACCCCCAAGGCCUUCACUGAUUGCUCCUCCCUUCUUGAUGCUUGGCUGUACUUAUUCUCAAUGUCCAUUCACACAGGACCUUGCUGGGGUUGCUGCCUCGUUGGUGACUCUACUGGGCCCAUUUUCAAAGUCUCGUGGAGACAAAGCAUUAGUAUAACUUUGGCAUGCACUGACUGCCCUCACAUAAGACCUCUUCUUUUAACUGCAUGUGUCCUUAAUUCAGAUUACUUGUAGCACCGACUUUAAUUCAAGUUGUUUUACAUAGAUAUGCUCAUGCAAACGGUGAGUGACAAACAAAAGGGGCUAUUUGUGAGAAUUGUUGCCACGGAAAUGGGGUAAAGAGCUGUUUUAUUUAUGUUUUGUACAGUAGCCACCACACUCACCGUUAUACAAAUCAUGGUAAGUUAGCAGGUUUCUGUACUAAUCAGCUAUUCUAUAUUAUUGCUACAUUUUUGUAUAAAGCUCAUAGAAGCACAUUCUUCACAUUACUGCCAUAGUUAUCUUUCAAAGCAAUCUGAUUAUUCACUUAAAUAUUUGCGGAAAAUGAAUGUACACAUUAUUAGCAAAUCAAAAUGUUCUUAAACGGCAGUGGAAAAUAAAAGGCUCCAUCGUUUGUAAUUCAUUUUUGAUGUGUUGGGCUACAGUAUAUUGUGAUCAUGAAUGUUGUGUGCAUGUUGCAUAAUGCGUAUCAAGCAUGUGGUGAUAUAUGACCUACCGUAUACCUGACACAGAUGUUCAGUAAAAAAGGGGGUGUCACAGGAUCUCGUAUCACAAGAUCUCGUGAACAAGAUCUCACAAGAUUAAAACAUGACAAGACUUCUCAUGGGCACUAGGCCUUGGCGAUAAUAAAUAAAUUAACGCCUGAAUUUAUAUACAGUAGCUGUAUAUAAAAAAUGUUUUAUGUGUGUUUUUGCCUUUUAGUAGAUGGUAAAUUAUGUUGAGAUUGUUAAUUUGACUAUAGCAUGAAAAAUAAAUAGAAAUUUGGGUAUGUUGCAAAUUUGUAACAACAGGCAUAAUUGUCAAUAAUAACAGUAGUAUAACAGUCAAAAAUUCUGUUCACAAUAAAUGAAAAAGAACUGGAGAAUUUUGUCGGCCUCAAUAUAUCGCCAUGUGCAUGUGUGUCUGUUUUCCUCAUCUCUGGCCUCCAAACAGGCAGGAAGUCAGUUCACUCUGUGCAUUGGUUUCAGCACCUUGGCACGUAUGUUCCAUAGAACAAUGGCAUGAACGGAGUGAGCCCUUUUGCCAGUCAUAAAGUCUUGUUGGGUGGAGUGUAGCCUCGUGAGGAGCGAUGCAAGGUAACAUAGUUAGAAAUUAAAUUAGUAGAUUUGCAAUAUAUUAUCAUGCAUUAUUAUUAAUUCAUUGUACUUUUCUUAAAAGUAAUGUUAAAGUCUCGUAUCGUUCUCGUAGACCCAAUCUUGUGUAUCGUCUCGCCUCGUGAACUGAGUGUCUCGUGACACCCCCAGUAAAAAACCAAGAUAAGCAGAGAAAUGCAAAGUCACUACAAUGCUACUGGCUUUCUAUUAGCACAGCAUUAAGAUUUCUAGAUGUUUGUCUUUUUUAAAUGUAACACAAACUGUCAUGAAUGUUUACUGAUAUAAUGUCAGAUGUACAGUAUGUUAUGAAGCCUACAGUCAUGUUAUCAGCAAAAAAACAACUCUUGUAGUCGAUGGAGUCCUUUGGAAAUAACCAUUUGCUUUUAUCAGAUGCCAUAUGAUGUUGAAAUUGAAAAUGAUGUAAACGUCAUUGCCAUUUGAUUUUUCUAUACUUAUAAACUUUGUACAUGGGCACCCUAUAUGAACAUAAUCAUUUCAUUGUUUGCAUACUGCAUCUCAGCCUUGAUUGAUUAGAAUGUUGGCUAAUUCAUGCAUAAUUGUGUUUUCAGACUGUUAAAAAUGAAAGGAAAUAAAUUGUAAUGACCAAACUGAUUAGAAUGGGUA